CCCAAAUAAACAGUAAAAUGCCUGGAUAAGGAUAUAUUAGGGGUAUUUUGAAACGAAAUUACGGCUGCAGUGCCUGACCGGUACUCUUGUCCUUGCUAUUUGCCAUCAUGCUUACUCGUAGGAUUGCAACUUGACUUUAUACCACCACCUUGUGUGUCUGGGCUUUGUGUGUUUUUUCUCUUUAUUCCUAUACUUGUUGCUCGUCAUUUCUUGACGCUUACUGGUGCUUUGUCUUGUGGAGCCUCUGCGACAUUCCCCGCGUACCGUAUCGAAGUGUUGCACUCGACUUGAUAUAUCUGUCGCCCUGUGUCUCUUUGGUUAGCUUUCAUGGCUCCGCAGCCGCGGAAAGACAACAACACUGGGCAGCGCGUUCAAGACAAGGAGUCCAAGCGUUCGCAAGGUCGCUUGUCAUGCGCAGAGUGCCGACUGAAGCUCAAAUGCGACAAGACAGUACCCUGUUCCAGCUGUAAACGAAGAGGCUGCUCUGCAAUUUGUCCCAAUGGCAGUCUUAUCACGGGACAAGGAACCAGGUUCGUACUUGCAGAUACCGAAAAGCUCCAUCAGAAAAUUGCGCAUAUGAGUGACCGGAUUCGUCAACUUGAGGACGCUCUUAUGAUCCUACAGUCGACCGUGACAACCGAGCCCCAUCCGCUUCUCGACCGUGAUUUGCUAAAGAUUAAGUCUAGUAUUGAGCUUCACGCGGCCAUACAAGAGUCGGGAAACAAUGCGGCGCAAGCAGAGGAAUCUGAUGAUUCUCAGUAUAUUGAUGCUUUUGGUACGCUUGCCAUACGCGAUGAUGGUGCUGCUACUUUCUACGGACGGUCCGCCGGUCAAGAGGGUGAAGUAAACGAGGCCAAGGAAUCCUCCGCAAGUCCGGAAAUGAUUCAUUCGACUACUCCCACUUGGACUUCAGAUCUCGCACCGCCUGUUACUCAGCUAUCAACCAGUUUCCCAUUCUCGACAGUACCCGCGGGGAUCAGUCUUGAUUAUCUCGUCGAAAACCACAUUCCGGAAUGGAGCGAAGGUUAUCGUCUUUGCAGUCUGUAUCUCGAGACCGCUCCUUGGUUCUUUGGUGCCGUACAUCAGCGUCAGCUGUUUGAGGAACUUAUUCCCCUGUGGUACCAGGACGGCGCGAGAAGGCCAACCAACUCGUCACCUCCGUCGGCUACCUCCGCUCCAGUAACUAAGGGCGGAGCGCAUGACUUGGCGUUACUCUUCAUUAUUUUCUGUUUCGGAGCGCUAACCGAUAUGAAUCUCCCGCCUGCACCGGAUAACCCGGUCAGCGAGCAAUACUACGACUUGACCAAGGCGGCUUUGUCUAUCGAGCCUAUCAUGGAGAGACCUCCCUCUGUCGCUACAGUCCAAACCCUUUCCUUAAUGGCUAUCUACGAGGGUCUGAAAAGCGGCGAAAAUAGCAUCGAAUCCACAUGGACGCUUAUGGGAAUAUCCACGAAACUGGCUCAGAGUAGCAAAUCAGAUCGGGACUGUGCGCGUUGGAAGCUUUCCCCAGCGGAGGUGCAGAAACGACGUGCCCUCUUCUGGGAGUUAUUCAUUACCGAUGGUUGGCAGAGCCUCGCUACCGGGCGACUAGCAACGUUCUCCCUCCCUUUUGUCGACUGUGAACUUCCGCAGGAUGCCGAUCAAACUAUGGCUGCGGAUGGUACUAUACAACCGAGUUUUCCAUAUUGGAAGGCUCGUUUUGGAGCCGAGUGCGUCGCUGCCGUCGUUCAGGGUACUCUGACUUCACGCGCACCUAAAUACUCUAUCAUAUUGGAUCUGGACCGCAAAGUCCGUGAUAUGGAGCUUCCCAAAUAUGCACAAGGAUCACCUCCGGAGGGUGUUGGUUUGAGCGAGACUAUGAGUCAUUUCAUGCCGACUAAUUAUCGCGAACUCACGCUCCUCUAUAUUCAUCGUUGCUUCUUCGUGCAUGCUAUUAACAGCAACCCGAGCGAUCCAAUCAAGAGCCAAUACGCGCCAUCUUUCUUGGCUGGUUACCGGAGCGCGUGUGAUUUGCUUGCGUCAGUGAGACAGCAGUUUACGAGAUUCCCGGCCCAGAUAGCUCGCUUCUGGGUCUUGUGGACGCAUGCGUUUUCGUCGACGGUGAUGAUUUCUUCGGUCGUUAUACACGGGCCUACUUGCAAAGUUGCUCCGGCCGCGUUGUUGGAGCUCAAGGCGGCUUGUGAUCUCUUUGAUACUGCGGCGAAAUAUGGUGGGAGGGCUGUGAAGUUCCUGCCUAUUGUUAAGCGUCUGCAAGGCAAGGCGCAGAAGAUUUAUUUCGACAUGAGAAACGGUAUAGCACCUACCGUCGGAAAGGAUAUCUUCCGUCCUUCAACCGAGACCGAGGACGAUGACGAGAUGCAUAUAUUCAGUGGGAAGACCCGAACGCUUACCACAAAGUACCCUCCACGACCGAACCCGCAAGUUCGCACUUCACAAUCAGACUCAAGAGCUCCUUCCGAUUCGCCGCCUCAGACUAAUAAUCCGUCAUUCACGGGUGUUCACCCUAGCUUGGUCAAUGAGCUGAAUGGGUUCGAAGGGCAUAUCCGUGCCCAGAUUGAGAGCGCGUAUCAACAGGGCAAUGAGGUCUUCGCGCAAGCGCUGUUAGGUCAGACUCAACCGUACCAGGAUGAGCAGCAGCGGUAUCUCGCUGAAGAGGCGCAGCACCGUCAAGCGCAGCUACAGCAGCAGCAGCAACAACAACAACAGCGGCCAUCCCCGCCUAUGCAGCAGCAGCCUCCUCCGAUCGUGCAGCAUCAACCACCGCCUACGCAGUAUCAACCACCGGCCGUACAGCAACCUCCGACCGUACAACACCAACCCCCGCAGCAACAACAGCAACAGGUCUAUUAUCAACCGCCUCCCGUACCACCGCCGUCUCAGCAACAGUAUGCUCAACCAACAUCUUCGGAGCAGUAUCAGCAACACUCUCUUCGUCGUUCCCGGUCUAUGCAUUACGAACAUCACCGAGAGGUCGAACCUACUGUGCAUCAACCCGAGCCCAUUGCUCAGUCUCAGGUGCACCAGUACCCCGCCGCUGUGGCUCACCAGACAUACCAGACGGCCACCGAAUACGCUCAACAUACGGCCCCGGUUCCUGCUCCUGCUCCAGUCCAGCCGCGCCAUGCCUUGACACACUCGCAAUCUCACUCCAAUCUCAACGCGUUAAGACACUCUCAAUCUCAUUCCAGUCUCCAUCAGUUGUCGUACCAAGAAUACCAACAACUAGCUCCUCCGGCGCCUCGUGUAUACCAGCCACCGCAGGAACCUCCGCCACCGCCGCAGCAACAUCAACAUCAGCAAGACGUGUAUGACUACUCGAAGCAAACUGUGUACCACCAGCAGCAACAACAACAACAACCUAUGGCGGCCGAGUCGAUCUCGCCGUCUACAAGCUAUUCCCAACAGCAAUAUCCCUCCCCCGAGACCGCUACUACGUCCACAGCCCAACAACAAUAUUGGACCGAUCAAGCCAUGGACACGACGGCGGAUUACAACCAGCAGCAGCAGCAGCACUCACAUUACGGCAUGUACCAGUAUCACCCACAGCAGUAUUAUACGCCUGAGGGUGCCAUGAGGGGUAUCGCCGCUGAUGAUCAGAGUCUCCAGCAAACGUGGCAGUCGUACAUGCACAAUGUCGGCUCUCCACGGCACCUCCUGGAAGACUAGAAGAAGGGGAAAAAAAAUUCACGGCAUUUCAUCUUCUCAUUUGUAUUCUUAGCGCAUUACGAACCUCCCAUCUCUUUCCUCUCCAUGCUCUGCCAGUGCUAUUUCAAUUGCAUCUAUUCGUUGGGUUUAACGGCUCAUGUCUGGCUAUCAUAUAUGUUGUCAUCGUGCUAUGCUAGUAUCUCUUGUUUUAAUAAUAAUAAUACCAAAUACCUGGAGUGCAUACGAGCAGUGAAGUUUCGGUCGGUGAUAGUGAUUCAAUUGUUACAUAUGCGUGUGCAUCUCGCAGUUGAUGGUAUCUUGACAGUAAUUGCUAC
This is a messenger RNA of Desarmillaria tabescens, 3980 nucleotides long. RefSeq lists its product as uncharacterized. Bases 328 to 3666 code for a protein of 1112 amino acids. Gene Ontology annotation, biological process: DNA-templated transcription. Gene Ontology annotation, molecular function: zinc ion binding; DNA binding. The transcript is spliced from 13 exons. Lineage: Eukaryota; Fungi; Basidiomycota; Agaricomycetes; Agaricales; Physalacriaceae. The record is from RefSeq and is a predicted model, not a curated record.